Messenger RNA from Cetraspora pellucida, 822 nucleotides. Lineage: Eukaryota; Fungi; Glomeromycota; Glomeromycetes; Diversisporales; Gigasporaceae. The record is from the annotation of a GenBank genome assembly.
AUGCCACCUUUGAAUAAAAAAAGAUGCCAACUUAAGGCUGCUAGAAAAUCAAAAAGUAAACAUACUUAUUUAGAAAAAAAUAGAACAGUAUAUGAAUAUGAUGAACAAGAUAACUAUAAACAAAUAAAUGAAGAGCUAAAUAAUCAUAUGUGGAUAAAUGAAAAGAUUAAUAAAAGAGCUACUAAUUACUUUGAUAUUCUACUUUUAGAUACUGUGUUAAAAAAAGCUACUCAAAAUAUUCAACUUAUUACCUUUUACUUAUCUUUUGUUUCAGCUUAUUUCUUAGCAUCUAACACUACUUCGAUCUGUGUACUUUCAGAUGCAGUUGCAUUGGUACAAUUAGUAAAGGAAAAUAGAAAGAAAAAUAUUAAAAGAAUUAUAAAGAAAAUUAUAAAAGAAAAUACAAAGAAAAAUAUAAAAAAAAAUAGAGAGGAAAUAAUAAAGAAAAUUGUAAAAAGAAAUAUAAAGAGAAAUAUUGAGGAAAAUAAAAAGAGAAUUAUAGAAGAAAAUACAGAAAAAAAUAUAAAGGAAAAUGUGCAAAAAAGGCAUGUUCAUUUAACUACAGAACAAUACUUAUUCUAUCCAAAAAUUCCAAACAGAUAUAUUAUAGAAAUUCUUAAAGUUAGUGCAAACCAUGAUAGUUAUUGGAAUAUUCAAUUGCUUGCUAAACAACUUAAACACAUAAUUAAUAUUUUGGAAAUUGUAUUUCUUAAUACAAUCUUUGUUUUUGGAUUUGAUAAUAGUUCUUGUUAUGAUGUCUUUGCAAAAGAUGCAUUAGUAGCAAGUAGAAUAAAUGUAAAAUAUGAUAGAAAACAGCUAUAA